CCCGCACUUGGUGUUCUCACAUCCUCCAUCAAUACUUGUAUCAAGUACAACAAUAAUAGUCUCUGCUCAUUGAGCACGACGCUCUGCUCAACAUGAGUGCACCAGGUCCAACGAUGAAGACCUUUCAAAAGCGUUUUUAUACUGUCAUUCCCCGCUCCAUAUCUGCAUCUUCACCUUCCACAUCCCCAAUUUCCCGUCGACGAUCUGGCUCAACGCCUUCUGCUCGUUCUCUUUACAAUGCGCCCAUCAAUUCCUCCAGUCCACUUGCUUUUUUUGACUCACCGCCUCCACCUCAGCCACAGCCUAGCAAACCCCACGUUCUCUCAACAUCCCGCCUUCCUGUCAAGGCAGAGGGCGAGGGUUCUGCCCAUCAAUCACAUGGACAGCCCCCAUUUUCCUUGGCUCUAACAUCACCUCAGGCAAACUCAAAUUCCCCUCCCCACACUCCCCCUUCACACCAGUCUUCCUCUUUCUUUCCUUACUCACCGUUCGCGCCGAUACCCUUUUACAAUAUCGCCGUCGCAGACUCCGUCACCGACUCUCAUCCACGAGAAAGGAAACAAAAGGUUCGCUACCAUCUGGAUGUUGGCGCUUAUGGCAUACCGAAGAAGACCAAAGCCCAAGUCUCAGGGAGAGGUAUAGUCAUAGGCGGCGGCAAUGGCAAUAGCAAUAAUUGGCGAAAGAUUGACCCCCACCCUCAGAAAGAGGAUCUCAGUUUCGCCGUCCAAGUUGGCGAGGAUGCCUAUUUUAUACAGGAGAAUGCUAUGGGCGUUGCAGACGGUGUUGGCGGUUGGUCAAGAGCCAAGACACCUGACGUUGGUUCAUCAAAGCAUAUCUCCACAGAUCCAUCACCUAGUGCAUUAUUUGCCCGCCGACUAAUGCACCACUGUUCGGCAGAGGCCCUCCAAGCCGAGACCUUAUCAUUCCGUCGCCGAGAUGCAUCCCCUCCUCGGUCCAAAUCACCCCACCGGCAUCCGGCAUCCACGGCCCACAAUGCUGCAUGGCCCUGGAAGGCCAAAAUAGACGAACUUCAUGAAGAGCUCGAAGACUCUUUAGAGGAUCUUGAAGACGGACUGGAUGUCCUAAUGAUCCUCGAACGUGCAUAUGAGACCACUCUCAAGGCUCAUGUUAUUCCAGAGCCUCCCUGUCCGCUUACGAAGGCAGCCUUAUCUCCAGGACUCGCAUCCAUACCUGAGGAAGCACCUCUCACCAACUGUGCAGAUUCCCCACAGUCCACCCCACACGCACCAGAACUUUCCCUUCCAAAGAUGAUCCCCCUCAUGACAGGCUCUUCAACAGCGCUCGUCGCAGUCCUCCAACACUCUUCCAGCACGCCUCCCCCAGCUACCUCCCCACCCCGCCCAUUCAUCUUCCAGAAUCCUCCAGAUACAGCAUCUCGCAAAGAAACUCAUGACGCAGUACUCAAGAUCGCCCAUCUCGGAGACUGCAUGGGUAUGCUGGUGCGCGACGAGAACAUCGCUUGGCGCAGCAAAGAGAUGUGGACAGCCUUUAACACACCUGUGCAGCUCGGUCCCGCAUCCUCUGCACGCCCUCUAGACGCCCAGAUCCUCAGCCUCCCAGUCCAAUCAGACGAUAUCCUCAUUCUCGCUUCCGACGGGCUCUCUGAUAACUUAUGGGAUUAUGAGGUACUGGACGAAGUAGUACGGUUCAAGCGGUCUUUCCUAAAGAGUAACGGGGAAGGUGGUGAGGGUCUUUUGGGCCGUCGAACGCUAGCAGGCAUGCUGAGCGAGGCGCUCUGUUCCCGUGCGCGUCGCGUGAGCGAGAGAAGAGGGCGAGGAAUCGAGGACGGCGUGUUUGAUAUGGAGGAUGAGGUGCCGUUUGCAUGUCGUGCAAGAGAAUCAGGGAAACCAUUCAGAGGCGGCAAGAUAGAUGGUGCGUUUAUUGACUUCAAGACUUGCACUGUUCUCAAGAGUCUGCAGAUAUUUCAGUAUUGGUGGCUGUCAUAUCGCCCGCUACUGACGUCGUACGGAGCUCCUUGUAAGCACCAGUAUCUAUUGGAAUCACUCGACAGAUUGUUUUUUGUUUUCUUGUGGUCUUCAACACCCAUCGCUCUACCAUAUUUGCAUAUGUAUUACAAACUACCUUGGCAGUGCUCUCAUUCAUAUUUUGUAUAGAUAAAAUCUACGCUGCGCCGAGAUGUAUAGCAGCAUAUUUUGUACAGAGUAUCUAACCGGAGUUGGAAAGUAAUUUGAGCCACCUUCGCUGUUCUUGCUACAUAGAACUACACCGGGUGUUCAGUCCCUCGCUCCCCCUGCACCUAACUGCUGAGCUGAUUCAGGGCCGAGCUCCCGGGUCGUGAAUCUAUCUUGUGGGAGGUCCUUCGUACUGCGUUUCCAUCAUGAUUGAUACUUAAUCGUCGCUGCGGUCGCUUGAAAAUUUUGGGCGCCUGUCAUGACCGCCUUUCCUCACUUUCUCAAGCUCGUUCACUACACCUUUCAUAGUGCAUGGAACUGGAUUUUCCCUACUUGCUUACCUGAUACUAGUGUCGUGGGCAGAAAGGAAUUGGCCUCUUGGCAGAUGGCAGA
Messenger RNA from Suillus fuscotomentosus, 2546 nucleotides. RefSeq lists its product as uncharacterized. The transcript has 2 exons. Bases 93 to 2135 code for a protein of 680 amino acids. Lineage: Eukaryota; Fungi; Basidiomycota; Agaricomycetes; Boletales; Suillaceae. The record is from RefSeq and is a predicted model, not a curated record.